AGCAGUGAGACAGUUGGAAGGGGAGGAAAGGAGCAAGAGACUCUUACGGGGAGUUACUGCAGGAGACAGAGGGAAGGGGAAGGUUUGAAAGUUGGAUUUCCAGACCCAUUGAAGGAGGUGCACUGAGCUCUGUCCAGGCAGCGUCUCUGAGUGCAGAUGAGGAUGGAGGGGUGGAUGUGGAUGGUGUAUGUGCUGGCCGCUUUGUUCCAUCAGGUGUGGAGCUCUGCAGAACAUCACCACAGAGAUGCAGAGCUGCAUCCUUGGGCUCUGUUUCCCUGGAGAAAUCAAGGCAGGAGUCUGGCCAGAAUGAAGAGGGACUGGAUCAUCCCUUCAAUCAGAGUGUUGGAGAACAGCAAGCAAGUCCCUGAAGAUCUUGUUGUGAUCAAAUCAGACAAAACCUUCUCGGGCGAGGUGAUCUACAAGUUGGAGGGUCCUGGAGUCGACCAGGAGCCCAAAAACCUGUUUGAGAUUGAUGAUAAAAAAGGAGUAAUCAGGAGCAAGCAGCCACUGGACAGAGAGAAGCACAGGAGUUUCACGCUCAAAGCCUUUGCCCUGUCCCCCAGUGGGGAGAGGUUGGAGAACCCCACCACCAUUGAGAUUGUGGUUCUGGAUCAGAAUGACAACAAACCCGUUUUCACUCAGAGGCAGUUUGUUGGCUCAGUCCCUGAGUUCGCUGUCCCAGGAACAUCAGUGAUGUCAGUAUCAGCCACAGAUGCUGAUGACCCAAUGACAGAUAAUGCUGCACUGAGCUACUCCAUUAUUAGCCAGGAGAGCAUUCCUGCCAACGCCGUCACCAAAACUAUGUUUGGGAUCAACAACGAGACAGGCGCCAUCUACACAAGAGAUGUAGGUCUGGACAGAGAGGUGGUAAAAGGUUUCAGGUUAAAGCUUCAGGUUGCUGAUAUGGGGGGAAUGGGAUUAACUGCUGAAGGGGAAGCAAUCAUUAAUGUGUCGGACAUCAACAACCAUGCACCACAGUUCAGUCCUAAAACGUACCACAUGAAAGCAGAGGAAAACAAGUUCUACACGGAGAUCGGUCGAGUGAAUGUGACGGACAGAGACGACAGAGGAACAAGAAACUGGGAGGCCAGAUACUCAUUCUUGCCCUCCAGUGACCCCAAACGCAGCUUUGCCAUUGCAACGGAUCCUUCCACCAACCAAGGAGUUAUCAGUGUAUUAAAGCCUCUGGAUUAUGAAACACAAAGAGAGCACGUCCUGCUCUUGACCGUGGAAAACGUCAAUCCCCUGAGCGGGAGGGCCCCCAAACUGCAACCGAGCACAGCCACAGUGGUGGUCACAGUCAUGAACAAGAAUGAAGGUCCGUACUUUAGAGAGGACCCCAUCGUGAUCAAAGCCCCAGAGUCGCUGCUUCCUGGGGCAACGCUGACAAGCGUUCCUGCCUUUGAUCCAGACAACUCUGUGCUCAGUUAUGAAAUAUUUAGAGACCCAGAGGGGUGGCUGGACGUGGACAAACUCACAGGAGACAUUUCAGUGAAGAGAGCAUUUAACAUGAGAUCACCACAUGUUGAAAACAACGUCUACAGUGCUGUGGUCAGGGUUACAGAUGCUGGUGGUUUGUCAUCGACGGUCACAGUGAAGGUAGUUCUGGAGGAAACCAAUGACUUCCCCCCGAGGCUCUUCCCUUUGAGCAACUCCAUUUGCAGGGGUGUCAGCAGCACCCGGCAUGGCCUGUUUCUGACUGCUGUGGAUGAAGACCGCCAUCCACACGCCGCGCCUUUCAUUUUUGAACUGGUUUUUGAUCAGUCAGUCAACUGGACAGUAAUUCAAGUCAACGAGACACAUGCUGUGCUCCAGCCCAUCGUAGAGCUGGAGGCAGGAGAGUAUGCGGUCACAGUGGCGGUGAGGGACUCAGGCAGCCCGCCUAAGAGUGCUCACAGUCAGGUCAAUGUCACCGUGUGUCUGUGUGACUCCUAUGGAGACUGCAAAUCUGAGGCGGGGGCCUUCUUAGGCUCCAGCGUGGGAAUCAGCUUCAUCGCUGUCAUCAUCAUCAUCGCCUGUGCUUCAGUCCUGCUGUUGCUCCUGCUUCUUGCCGUGACUUUGACCGCCUGUGGAAGACGCCACCACAUAAAGAAAGGGACGGGUCUGCUGGUCGGGGAGUCAGAGGAUGACGUUCGAGACAACAUCCUCAACUAUGACGAGCAAGGAGGGGGUGAGGAGGAUGAGAACGCUUUCAACGUUGACCUGCUGUGGAACCCCCAUGAUGCACCUUCCCCCCCGCGCUCCUUCUACACGGGGACUGGAGUUCCUCGAGGCAAGCAGCCCCUGAGGAGGGAUGCCCCGCACAACCUGCCCUCCCCGAUCUACCCCAGAAGGCCUCCUGCAAAUCCCACAGACAUUGAGGACUACAUCAAUGAUGGUUUGGUGGUUGCAGAUACUGACCCGAACGUGCCCCCUUAUGACACGGCCCUGAUCUACGACUACGAGGGAGACGGCUCUGUGGCAGGCAGCCUCAGCUCCAUCGCUUCAGGCAGCUCUGAUGAGGAUCAGGACUAUGAUUACCUCAACGACUGGGGACCUCGCUUUCAGAAACUGGCUAAUCUGUACGACUCGCAUUAAAGAGGAAAGAGCUCUCCAUGCCAGGACCUGCUGGGUUCAUCAGUAUUCAGGGGCACAGAUCAUGCCUCAGGUGCUUUCUGGGCUCUUUUAGAAGGAUUUUAGCCCAGCUCAGGACUGAAAGUGGCUUAUAUUAGGGAAAAAUUAAACAAAAAACAAAA
Molecule: messenger RNA, 2735 nt
Organism: Oryzias melastigma (Indian medaka)
Lineage: Eukaryota; Metazoa; Chordata; Actinopteri; Beloniformes; Adrianichthyidae
Gene: cdh15
Product: cadherin 15, type 1, M-cadherin (myotubule)
Exons: 14
Coding region: 157-2577 (806 amino acids)
Biological process (GO): calcium-dependent cell-cell adhesion; homophilic cell-cell adhesion; cell-cell junction assembly
Cellular component (GO): catenin complex; plasma membrane; adherens junction
Molecular function (GO): cadherin binding; calcium ion binding
Source: RefSeq, a predicted model, not a curated record